AUGAAAGGGACCUGGAACAGUCACGUUUCUUCAUUCAUUCAAAGCAUUGGAAACCGUUGGGGAGUCUCACCGGAUCCUCAUUAUUUCUCUCUAAAUGAUCCAACUUAUCAAGCACGGUUAAACGAGAUUAAAGAGUUAAUAAGUGGUAUUCAAGGAAUCUACACUACCGAAGAAUUUGAAAAAAAUCAGCGAGAACAAGAGAAGAUUCGGCUUCAGAAAGAAGAGGAAGCGAGAAAAGCAAAGCAGAAAUAUGAAGAGGAAUUAAAAGAAAAGGCAAAAAGAGAGGCCGCCGAUCAAAUGCGACGGGAGAUGGAGGCACGAGAAAAGAGGCUAACAGAGAAAUGGGAAAAUGAUUUAAAGGCAGAGAGAGAACGAAUAAAUCAAUAUGAAAAAUUACUAGAACAAGAAAGACAACGAAAAGAGAGAGAAUUGCAAGAGCAACAAGAGCAGCAAGCACGAAAGCAACGGGAGGAAAAAGACGAUUUAAGUAUAGCAGGUGCAACUGCUGUGGGGGCUACUGCGGGGGCUGUUGUGGGGCCUGUAGGUGCAGUCCUGGGAGCUGCUUUAGGGGCUGCUACGGGGUUGAUUAUAAAGGGUAUUAAAAAGUUUUGA
Molecule: messenger RNA, 612 nt
Organism: Acaulospora colombiana
Lineage: Eukaryota; Fungi; Glomeromycota; Glomeromycetes; Diversisporales; Acaulosporaceae
Source: the annotation of a GenBank genome assembly